Molecule: messenger RNA, 955 nt
Organism: Achroia grisella
Lineage: Eukaryota; Metazoa; Arthropoda; Insecta; Lepidoptera; Pyralidae
Product: trypsin, alkaline C-like
Exons: 5
Biological process (GO): proteolysis
Molecular function (GO): serine-type endopeptidase activity
Source: RefSeq, a predicted model, not a curated record
ACAGUAUUAAAGUUACAAACAACUAACAAAAUGAAGGUGUAUAUAUUUUAUGUAUUUUCUUGUAUUUUCAUUGCGUAUUGCAAAGGCCAAACCAUCGCGAAUGGUGUUCCAGUAAAUAUAACUGAAUACCCGUACGCCACUUCACUACAAUAUUCGCCCUCAGGAUUUGUGGUAAAUACUUGUGGUGGUAUAAUAUUAUCGACCACUGCAUUAUUAUCAGCCGCAUCCUGCUUCUAUACUAACAAUAUGUAAGUAAACGAAUGGGCAAAUUGGCAAGCCCGAGUUGGUUCUUCAUUCGCAAGCACCAAUGGGGAAAUCUACUCAAUUCGACUAAUCACCCAACAUCCAAACUUUACGUUAUUGAGUAAAGACAACAACAUUGCUGUUUUGAGAACAGCAUCCAAUAUAGUAUUAGUACCAGGUCUUGUGGAAGUGGGACGAAUAGCUGGCGGAGCGUUCACUAUUGAAGCCAGAAGUGAAAUUACCGCAAUUGGAUGGGGUGGAGCAGAAGGAGUAAGUUCCACGUAUGAGCUGCAUCAUGUUUCAGCGUUCGUCAUAGAUCAAGAUGUUUGUGCUCUUCGAUAUCAGGAGAUAGAUGUCACAGUCACAAACAACAUGAUCUGUUUCGGGUGGCUGGAUGUAGGUGUGGUUGGCCAGUGUAUCCAGGAAGGAGUCGGUCCAGGAAGUCCAUUGGUGUUGAACGGUGGUGUAGUGGGUAUUUACUCGACGGCGGAAGGAUGCGCGUCGCUACGGUAUCCGAGUAUCAAUACCAGAACUAGCCCAUACUGGAGGUGGAUCGUUGAAACUGCCAAUGCAUCUCAGUAGAAAGAAGAGAAAACACGAUUAAUCGGAUCAUCAACCGCGAUUAAAUGUAGAUGCCGUUAUUCAUAGUUAGAUUUGAUUACAUUCAGGUUGAUUAAAUUGUUCGCUUGAUUACACUACAUGAACUCAACCC